AUGACUCUGGGGGGUCAGCGUGUCGAGUCGAGUUUAGAGUCCGGCUCUAGAUCCGAUCGGGAAGCUUCUGGGAGCACAAGUUCUUCUCCUGAGGUGUCUUCGAGAUCCGACACUCAAUCAGAUAGAGGAGAGUCUCCACUGGUCAAAUUGGCGGAUCGAGUCCGUUCUGACGGGGCGUCUCUGCGAAGUGAAACUACGGAUCUUCAAAUAGUUCCUUUUGAGGAAGAUCCACGUGAUGGCGAGGCUACGGAGCACGCCGAGGAAGAGGUUGAUGAAAGAGGCGAGGAAGAAGAUGAACAGGGUGAGGAAGUUAGAACUCGAAGAAGAGGUUCCAAGCGAAAAGGAGCUAUCACCCGCAUUACAAACGGUAGGCUCGAUGUCAUCGCUAGCUGGAGGAGAGAAAAUCUUCUAAGGGAGAGAGCGAUUGCAUUGGCUCCAAUUCAGGUGAACGCACCCAGUCUUGCUGCACGUCUUAAGGCUAAAAGGAGCGAGAAGAAGGAUCAACAGGCUUCUGCCUCUCGGUCUGAACAUUCGGAUCGAAUACAGAUAGUUCAGAAAGAUGCUGAGGUCGUUCCUCAGCAUGAUGCAAACCUCGAGGGCGAGAUCGAGACCCAGGUCGCUGACCACAACCUCGGACUCGACGCUCAAAAUCAAGAGGAGAGUCAUCAGGAGGAGGAAGCGUCAGACGAAGCGGCGAGGUCGGCGAGGAAGGCAGAGAAGAAGCAGAGGAAGAAGAAGGAUAAGAAGAGGAAGGAGAAGAAGGACGAAGCUGAAGCUGUUCGUUUGGUUCAGCAGAAGGAGAAGGAGGAGGUCGCCAAGUCUAAGGCGAGUGGAAAAAGGAAGGAGCCUUCCGCUAGAGAAGAGAGGGACGGAGGUCGGGUUAGUGGCGAGGAUGCGACUAAACGAGCGAGGGUUGCUCCGUCCGGCGAUGACAGGGUCAAAGAGGUCGACAGGAGCUUCUCGUUUGAGUACCCCGAGUCGAGCAGACCAUUCGUCAACAAUGCUGACAAGUGUGCGGAGCUCUUCGGGAAAAUAAGGGGAUCUACUACCGAGGUUCCUGCUGUCUCCGAUGUGGCUUUCAAGGAAAUGGCGAGCUUCGCCUUCAAGUUUAUUGCGAGCUGCAAUCGCACAAGGGGCCAAUACAUAUGCAUGCUUCAGAAUGCCGCGACUCGACUGAAGAAUGCCCAGACUGCAGGUCAGAGGGCGGUGGACGAAUGCCGCCAUUGCUCAGCGGAGGAUUGCCGAAGACAAUUGGCAAACCAUGAAGAGAAAAGCGGAGCAGCUGGAUGCCGGGGUGAAGGAGUUGACCGAGAAGAUCGAGACGAUGAGAUCGAAGCCGAGAGGUCAAUUGCUACCGAGGUUGUUCGCGCAAAGCGUCACGCCGAAGAGAAGAUCGAGAUGGAAACCACUCGAAUCUGGGCGGAAGCUGAAGCUAAGUAUUCAGGUCGCAUCGGCCGGCUGAGGACUCGUAUUUCCGAACAAGAGGCGAUUGAGCAGGUGAAGCUCGAUCUCGUUCAAGCUCGAGGUACUCUGGAGUGCCUCGAUCUUUUGAAGGAGCAAGAGAUGUCUGAUGCGGAAUUGAAAGCCGAACUUGAAGCAACGAAACGCGAUUACGAGCUGAAGCUGGAGAACCUCAGUCUAACUGAUCUCGAGGAGGGUGAUUUGCUCCCGCCUUUCCCUGAAACUCCGGAUGGUGGUUCGGACCAUGACGACGCCGAAGAUCGGGAAGAUCACGAGGAUGGCACUCAGCCUGAAGAGUAG
Molecule: messenger RNA, 1761 nt
Organism: Eutrema salsugineum
Lineage: Eukaryota; Viridiplantae; Streptophyta; Magnoliopsida; Brassicales; Brassicaceae
Exons: 4
Coding region: 1-1761 (586 amino acids)
Source: RefSeq, a predicted model, not a curated record